This is a messenger RNA of Fomitopsis serialis, 783 nucleotides long. RefSeq lists its product as uncharacterized. The record is from RefSeq and is a predicted model, not a curated record. The coding region runs from base 1 to 783 and encodes 260 amino acids. Lineage: Eukaryota; Fungi; Basidiomycota; Agaricomycetes; Polyporales; Fomitopsidaceae. The transcript has 9 exons.
AUGUCCAUGCAUCACUGCUUGUCUCUCCAUCCCCCAUUCCUCAGCCUGAUUGCAAACACUUCACUUGAUCCAACAAAUAAUAAUUUGGAGGAGGAGGGUGAAAUGGACAUUCCCCUGGCCCUUCAGAAGAACAUGAAUGCUGGCUUCUACUACUUCAGGAACAACACAGAAAACAACAACUGGUCAAUGGAACCUCACAAGAGAAUCAUUAACACUGCAAUCUUUACCAAGGAUGAGCCAACAGACCAGAUGGAGGUGCCAUUCAUAGCAUGCACAGCCUCUGCAGACUGGAACAUGAUGGAAUGGACCACUGUGGAUGUGGACAAUGACAUUGUUGUUGAGUGUGACAAUCAGGGCCUGCACUGUAUGUUCAUGCCUUGCAUGCAUGGCCUUCCCAUUGCCUUGCCACAUGCAAACUUGGUUCUAGAACCCUGUGUGGAGAGCCCAAACAUUGACCUGUGGUCCUCACAGGUCCACAAUCCCUUUUCACAUCAGAUGCAGCCCACUGCUUCAUCUCCUGUGAGCUUUGUGUGGGAACAUCUCUUUGUGGUGAACUUUGACAACAUACCUCUGAAUGUUUGUGCUGGAAACACAGACACUCAGCUGUCACUGCAGCAGCAUCUUGUGGGAUUUGAGUUGGAGGCUUUUCUGGAGGUGUACAAUUGGACAACCUUCCCCAUCUCAACUAUGCUGGCCAAGGUGUACUCAGACUUUCAAAUGGCAAUCAGCAAAGGGAAUAUCAUCCCUCCAAUGCAGACUGAGCAUGUUGCAAUUCUCAAUUGA